This is a messenger RNA of Carassius auratus (goldfish), 2711 nucleotides long. It is a transcript of the gene mgrn1a, whose product is annotated as mahogunin, ring finger 1a. The record is from RefSeq and is a predicted model, not a curated record. The transcript has 16 exons. Gene Ontology annotation, biological process: negative regulation of G protein-coupled receptor signaling pathway; endosome to lysosome transport; protein ubiquitination. Bases 332 to 1990 code for a protein of 552 amino acids. NCBI's taxonomy places the organism in Eukaryota, Metazoa, Chordata, Actinopteri, Cypriniformes, Cyprinidae. Gene Ontology annotation, cellular component: early endosome; plasma membrane; cytoplasm. Gene Ontology annotation, molecular function: ubiquitin protein ligase activity.
GCUCUCCGAAAAUCCCAUCUCGCGAGAGUACGGGUUCCUCAGAAGAGAGUCUUUUCCAAUAGUCUUGUUUUUGUUGUUAUUUUGUUUAACGGUCAAACCUCGUUUAUUUGGCAUCUACUCACGAGUUAACCGAUUUUACAUAAGUCACUUUGUUUUUUGGAAGAGUUAAAACGUAGAUACAAUAGUUAAUUCCUUUUGUUCGCAAUUCUUUUUGUCGCGAGAGAUGGGAAUGUAUCCAUAGCGGAGGAAGCAAACCGUAUCCAGCUAACUGUCCAAACAAAUCUUCCUUUAUCCACAUAUAUCGGUCUUCAACAGCCAUUUACACGUAAACAUGGGUUCAAUACUGAGCAGGAGGAUUGCUGGAGUUGAAGACAUCGAUAUUCAAGCCAAUUCGGCGUACAGAUACCCUCCCAAAUCAGGAAAUUAUUUCACAAGUCAUUUUUUCAUGGGAGGGGAAAAGUUCGACACACCCCAUCCAGAGGGAUAUCUUUUUGGAGAAAAUAUGGAUUUGAAUUUCUUAGGCAACAGACCUGUGCAGUUUCCCUAUGUGACCCCAGCACCAAAUGAGCCUGUGAAGACGCUGAGGAGUUUGGUGAACAUCAGGAAGGAUACUUUACGACUUGUCAGGUAUAAGGAUGAUUGUGACAGCACACUGGAGGAUACAGGAGAUCCCAGGAUUCUGUACAGUAUUGAAUUCUGCUUUGAUACUGAUGCCAGAGUGGCUAUUACAUUAUACUGUCAGGCCUUUGAGGAGUUUGCCAAUGGGAUGGCAAUAUACAGCCCCAAGAGCCCUGCAAUGGUGUCUGAGACGGUCCAUUAUAAGAGAGGGAUAAAUCAGCAAUUUUCUCUGCCAUCAUUCAAGAUCGAUUUCACCAAAUGGAAACCAGAAGAGCUGAAUUUUGAUCUGGACAAAGGCGUUUUCCCUUUGGUGGUCCAAGCAAUAGUGGAUGAUGGAGAUGACGUCACCGGGCAUGCGCAUGUUCUCUUGGCAGCUUUUGAAAGGCACGUUGAUGGCAGUUUCUCAGUUAAACCUUUGAAACAGAAGCAAAUAGUGGACCGUGUGAGCUAUCUGCUGCAGGAGAUUUACGGCAUUGAAAACCGGAACAAUCAGGAGACCAAGUCCACAGAGGAUGAGAACAGUGACAACAGCAGCGAGUGUGUGGUUUGUUUAUCAGACCUGCGUGACACACUCAUUCUCCCUUGCAGGCACCUGUGUCUGUGCAAUGCCUGUGCUGACACACUGCGUUACCAGGCCAACAACUGCCCUAUCUGCAGACUGCCAUUCAGAGCCCUGCUCCAGAUUCGAGCCGUGAGGAAGAAAACAGCUGCCACUCUCUCACCCGUUUCCUUUAGCCCAGUGCUUUCCCAGAGCUCUGACCAUACUGAACAUUCGAAUGCUGACAACAUCCCUCCUGGUUAUGAGCCCAUCUCACUGCUGGAAGCCCUGAAUGGGGUGCAACCAGUGUCCCCUUCAAUCCCAUCAGCACCUCUCUAUGAGGAGAUCCAGUUUUCUGGGGAGAUGGGGGAUCCCCUGACCGGACGGCAGCAGAACACAGAUACCACAUCAAUGAAGGGCAAGGGUAGCAAGUCUCCAGAUGGGUCUACACGUUCUCCAUCGUCCCCAAUACAGGAGGAGGAAGAUGAGGAGAGGAUGUCGGAGCUCUCUGAUGCCCAGCCUCAGUCUGUUCUGCCCUGUAGUCUCAGUCCCACUGAGGCCACAGUAGAGGGUGUGUCCACCAAACCUGGCUUCCCAAAUUCAGGUUCGGAGAGCAGAUCUCUGGGUGUGUCUGUGAGUGAAAUCCUACAGGACAGCCACAGCGAGCGCAGCAGCCUGAGCCGGACAGAAAGUGACCCCUCGGCAGACCUGGCCCUGCCUGGUUCAUCGGAGUCCAUAGAAAGCCUGAAGAGUCAGAGCACCAGCAGCUCCAGUCAGCCCCUGCUCUGCCUCCCCAGCACCCUGCACAUGGAAGAUGAGCGGCUCCCUUCAUAAACACCCCCUGCUGUGCCAGAUUCAUCAACCCGCUGACCCAAACUUAUUCCCAUUCCAGCACACUGUUGCUCAUGAAUACUUCCAGGUCUCAAUUAAGAAAAUUACUUCUUGAGUACAACAAUCAAAGCUGUGUAGUGAAGAGUCCAAGACAUUUCACCGUGUAAUAGAAACACAAUACAAAAGAUAAAAAAAAACCUAAAAGAAAAAUAAGAAAACGAAUUGUCAUUUAUAAGACGGUCAUAGCUUUUGCUUUGAGAGUUCAGAAAUGUUGAAUGACUCAAAUUAUUUUAAUGGAUGCUCAGUCUCUUUGAAGAAUGCAGCUUCAUGGUGAUAUAUGACUUUGUACCUUUUUUUUUCUUUUUAAAUAAUCAGCAAAUGAACACUAAAUGCAUCAGAUUGCAGUAUGAUACGGACUCAUAGUAUAAUCAGUUAUCCGGUUGAAGUAGUCAUCUACGUCUGUAUCUUAUAUAUUUGUUUUGUGCCUUAUAGUGCUGUGUGGCUGUCCCUUCGUCCUCCCGUUGAAAUAGACAAAGUGGGAAGCUGUAGCACUUCUUGAAGCUUUAAUGAGUAGUUUAUAGAGGGAUCUGCCAUGAUUUACAGUCACAUAUCUGAUGCUUUUUAGUGAAUUCACUGCUGCUUAUCUAGGUCAAGCACCUUUAAAAGUUAUGUAUGUUUGUAUGUAGUCAAAUUGUUUUAUCAUAAAGUGUUGUGCAUAGAUAUG